AAAUAUAACGCCAAAACCAAACCAUAAGUUACACUUGGAGAAACUUUUGAGCCGCAACGAUUAGUGUGGCCAGCAAAGCGCAUCCGGCAGAUGCACUCAAGUGACAAAAUUAGUGGAGGAAACGCUGACAAAAUUAUAGCUAUUGCUGGAGCUGUCGUAAGUCGAAUUACAAGCUUGGGUUGUCACUCAGACGAGGGCGUUGGCAAAGACCAAGGAGCCUCUGGAUCGGCGACAGUUUUCCCUCAAACCUAGUGAUGACAAGUCGCUGGCUGCUAUUAAGUUUGCUACUCUAUUUGGGUGGCCAGGAGGUCUCCUCGGGUGUGAUGGACAACUUUGGUGAUGGUUUGAAGAUGGCCGGCCAAAUGUUUGGCAUCAAUACGGCCGCAGAUGUGGCAAAUCUGGUGGCCAAGGCAUUCUCCGGCAAAUCUAUGACGAAUGUGCCUAACUUGAUAAGCUACGUCCAGGGUGGAUUCCAAGGAGCACAACCAAACAACGGCGAGGAGCAACAGGAGGAAGAUCAAUCGGAGCAGCAGUCGGAAACGGAAAAUGCCCAGGAAGAGCCUCCAGUGGAGAACAGCACACGAAAACCUCCACCGAUAACCUUCGACUCCGGGCAAAUUUUUGCCAAUAUGAUGAGGAUGGUGGGUUUCGAUACACGGAAAAUCGGAGCCCUAGCUUUAAAUGCGCUAAUUAUGGUUGCUCAGGCGAUUGGCAGCUCCCUGUUGCAGGUAACUCGAGGAGGAGGAACAUCUUCGAUUGAUGCCACGGAAUCCCUGUAUGAAUCCAGCGACCAUCGACCACGUUCCCUUUCCAUCGGAUCGCCCAUCGAUUGGUUUAUGCAACGUACAGAUCGGUACAGCAAACGACUCAUCAAGGAUAUCAUGGAUCGGGAUCUGCCCGAGUACAUACUACAAAUUAUCGAGGCCAAGGAGAAACCGGAGGAGGGUCAAACCGUUGGUUGCUUAAAGCUUCUAAUGUGCAAAGGUCAACCCAUCAUUUGGGGAAUGCAGGAUUCGCUUAAAAAACGCCUGGCUGGAGAACCUGAAGAGCCCGAGGAUAACGAUAGCUUCUUUAACAAGAAAGUCUUAUUUAAACACUUGCCGAGUCUUGAGGAAUUUAGGAACCACAGUGCUAGCUGUGAAGUCAAGUACCAUGAGGAGUGCCCCAAGAAUGCAACUACUGGCAGCUAUCUUUAAAAGCACUACAAAAAAUAAUUAAGACAUUAUACAUUCGUAAAUGCACGGAAAAGUUUUCCAAAUUUAUAGUUCUUAUCAUAUGCUAACAACGGUCUCAUAAUAAAGGGGUCUCAGUCCUGGAGGCAAAGUACAGAAGUUUAUUUUUACAGACACAGUUAUAGCUAAUUGAUGGUCAUAAAUAAUGUAUAUAUUAUAGGUUAUUUUUGAAAGGUAUAGCACAGUAAACAAUGUUUCACGAGUAAUCAUCUAGUGAACCCAACAAACCCUGACCAAUUACCCGUUUAAUGAUGAGUUCGACAUUCCGAUUUCGUCAAGGAUGAUUACAGAGAUAAGCCCUAGGCAUUCGGGAUUUUGAGCCCAGUCUAAUGUCCCAUGAAACGACCUCUAAAAAUGCAACUGCCCCGCAAUGUUGUGUAAUAAUUAACAAAAUCGCUAGUUUGUCAACCGCCUCUACAAUCGCUGCCGGCUGAUAACUAAUCUAGGGAAAUUAUAAAACCUCACCGUGGUUUUACGAUUUCGGGAUCUAAUCGCCUAAUCUUCGCGUUCCUAGAGUCAUGUACCCAUAAUUUCCACGUCCCAUCAAUAUCGCAAAAGCGUGGCCUCUUAAUCAAAAUUAGAUUUCACCAUUUCCAUAAUUUUGAGCACCUCAACCCAUUAUUGCAAUCUACGUUAUCAGCAUGACGAAAUAUAGUUCAAGCAACUUGGGCGAUUUCUUAUCAACCUCUGUUCUUGGACCUUUCAUAACAAGCCUAUGUAUGACUUAUCGAUAUCAUAGCAUGAUAAUAAUGAUUUAGGGAAUGGGAAAUCAUAAAAAGUACAAUUGUUGGGCAAAUAUUUGCAAUUUAUCUAUAGUUUUGGCAUUGACAUUCCGGCAAGGUUGCCAUUAGCUCUUGCAGAUGGCCAAACCCAAUAUAUGUACGUGGGGUAAACAAAGAAAAAACCAAAAGAAAAACAUUUGGAAGAGCAAAGACAAACUCCAAAGAACAGGUGACGAUUGGCGCCACCUAGCGUUCGGAUCGGUUUGAAGCCUUGUCAAUCAAAGCAGACAAAUGCAACUGACUUAUGCAAACUAAUUGCUGUAAUCGCUUUUAUUUUGCUGUUUACUUUUCGAAAUCAUUACGCAAAAGACGGAAUAAUGAGCAAAGGGGGAAGAGUGAAAAAAAAACAAGUGCCACGCCCACGGCGCCUACGACAAUGCCAGACGAUUGCAUGUGGGUUAUUUAUAAAGCAACCGCACUUUCCGCCAAUGAGCCAUUCCGCCAUUCCGAGCCCCAACGAUAAGCCAAAGUCAGAGGGCAGGUGCUUGAACUUCGGCAAGGUCAACAUGCUCGAGAUAAUUUGCUAACGCUUCAUUGAGGCUUCUACUUGUGCCGCUCUUUGUUUUUUUUUUUUUUUUUUUUGUGGUAAAAGGCUUAUGCACUUCAUUAUGAACUAAUAACAUAGAGAUCUUAAAGAUCACACGCGCCAAUGUUUAAUGUCCGGUACUUUUAGAGUAUAUGGGUAGAUUGUAUUACAGAAAAAUAUCUUGGGCUGGAUGUUAUAGUUAUUCAAGUAGAAUCCAAAAAGUAUGCUAUCCUUAGAAUACAAAAAUAUAUCUUACAACAUCGAUAUCUAAGGAAUGCAAUCCUGUGCAAUGAAGUUCAAAAGUAGUUGUAAAGUGUGGUAAUUUGGUAAUUGCAUUUCCUUCGCAGAUAAGAUACGAACGCAUACAUGUCGUAUGAGAUGCUUCAGUUACACGUUUAGUUACAAAAAAAAACUUUUUUCCUUCCCUUUCCAGUUGAAAAUAACUGAUUAAAUUGCAAAACGUAUAAAAGUUUUGUGAUUACUGGAAGAAGUAAGAAAUUGUAGGUCGACAUAACUGAUAACCUUUUGAAUUUACGCGUUAAUUUUUUUUUUUACAUGAUAAGAACAUAUCUACAGAGGUUUGUUUCCCACAUAUAUUUUUGUGCUUUUUUUAUUAACUACUCGUAUAUUUCGUUAAUAAAUUGCAGUUUUAUUUCCUUAUUGAAUGGAAUUUGUAUGCAGUAAUAAGUGAUUUUUCAAGCAAAGCUCGUUUUUUAAUAGUCCACAAAACAUAGACGAUUGGCAGUUAUGAGAAACAUAGAUUUAACUGAUUGAUCUUGGGCCAAAUAUAAAAUUACAC
Molecule: messenger RNA, 3339 nt
Organism: Drosophila santomea
Lineage: Eukaryota; Metazoa; Arthropoda; Insecta; Diptera; Drosophilidae
Exons: 2
Coding region: 255-1196 (313 amino acids)
Source: RefSeq, a predicted model, not a curated record